Messenger RNA from Anneissia japonica, 2143 nucleotides. RefSeq names its product solute carrier family 22 member 15-like. The transcript has 11 exons. Gene Ontology annotation, molecular function: transmembrane transporter activity. The coding region runs from base 259 to 1785 and encodes 508 amino acids. Gene Ontology annotation, cellular component: membrane. Gene Ontology annotation, biological process: transmembrane transport. NCBI's taxonomy places the organism in Eukaryota, Metazoa, Echinodermata, Crinoidea, Comatulida, Comatulidae. The record is from RefSeq and is a predicted model, not a curated record.
CCGGUAAGACAGAACGGAUGUCCCGAAGAACGCCUCUGGAGAAAACAAAACAUACUGUUUACACUGGGGUGCUUUAAAAAAACAAAAAAAUUGUGAACUGAAUGAAGCAAGUUGAUUGUUGCUUACAUUUCUGCAAAACCUGUGGAAUUUCAACAGUUGCUUCAUCUGUGCAAUAAUGUAGUAUUAUAGUAUGGACCUGGUGCAUUAUGAAGUUUUAUGAUUAUGUAAUUGGUUAAGAUUUACUGCCAGCUAGAAGUCAUGGAUUUUGAUUCUGCUCUUAAAGUUGUCGGAGAUUAUGGAUCAGAGCAACGAAAAUAUCUCUACCUCUUUUCAUUUGUCAACCUGUUUAUUCCGAUGCACAUUAUUGGAUUGAUAUUCCUGGGACGAGAACCAUCAUUUACUUGUCACAGGAGAACCGAAGGACCGGCAUGUUCUCUCCAAGUAUGCCCUAGAUACGUUUAUGGUGAUGAAUUUACUUCUAUUGUGUCAGAGUGGGAUCUGGUUUGUGAUAAGUCCUACAAAGUUGCUCAACUUCAAUCGUACCUGAUGUUUGGAUUUCUUCUUGGAAAUUUCUUCUUUGGCGGUCUUUCAGAUUACCUUGGACGCAGGCCCGCCUUCAUCUGCUCAUUGAUUGGUUUAGCAGUUGUAACAAACCUCUCUGCAUUUACGUAUUCAUACUUUAUAUUUAGUUUUUUAAGAAUCAGUAUAGGCUUCUUUGUAGGUGGUGUUGGGUUGGUAGCGUACGUCUCCGCAACUGAAGUCAUUGGUUUGUCUCAAAAAGUAUUUGCCGGAAGUUUCUAUCAAGCUUUUUUUUCUAUAGGCAUUAUGGUGUUUGCAUUUCUAGCGAAUCUAAUUCGAAAUUGGCGAUACUUGGCUAUUGCAACAUCUUUUCCGAUUUGUUUGUGUGUAGUUAUUUAUUGGAUUGUCCCAGAGUCUCCUAGAUGGCUGGCUUCCCAAGGCAGAAUAUCUGAGGCAGAAGAUAUCCUUCUAUUUAUUGCUAAUAAAAAUGGAAAUAUAGUGAAAAAAUCAUCAAUAGAAUUAGAUGUCCCCAGCAAGACAAUCUCAUCCACCAAAUCAUAUGGAUACAUGGACCUGUUUAGGACACCAGUUCUAAGGAAGGAAAUGUUGAUACAAGCAUUUUGUUGGUUCGUCUGUAGCCUGGUUUACUAUGGUCUGACACUGAGUGCAGGGGACAUAGCUAGUAACGCCUAUGUCAGUGUUGCCUUAUCGGGCCUUGCUGAAAUACCUGGAAUAUUUUUUUGUUUAUGGUAUCUGGAUAAACUUGGUAGAAAGAAAUGCAUGUACCUCUCAAUGAUUUCAGGAGGUGUUGCAUGCUUCCUGGUCAUAAUCUUUUCACAAUCUGCAACCGGAGAGUUUGGCAAACAUCUGAGGACUGUAUUUGCCCUGAUUGGUAAAAUGGGUAUUUCCGCAUCAUUCAGCGUUGUAUACAUAUACUCCAAUGAACUGAUCCCCACCGUAGUAAGGAAUAGUGGACUUGGCUUUUGCUGUGUGUCAGCCAGGAUGGCUGGUAUAUUAGCACCAAGGGCAACAUCAUUGGGUGUUUUCAAUAUGUAUGCCUUGUUUGGAACUGCUUCAAUAAUUAGUGGUUUCUUAAACCUGAGGCUACCUGAGACCUUUGGCAAGCCCUCUCCAGAAAGCAUUGAUGAUGUUGAGAAUAGACCAGCGAACAAACAAACCACCGCUAAAACAUUGGUUAACAGUGAAACAGUACAAGCAAUAGAAGAGAAUAUUAGUAUGCUACAAAAUGGAGAGCCAAAUAUAUAGAGGCCAAAUGAAAUUAAAAACAUGUUUCUCAUCUAUUUUUUAUACACAGGUGAUUGAUUCACAGAUAUGACCACUGCACAUGCACAGGGGACAGGGAUAUAUUAUAUUGUAUAAGAAAGUAAAUUAGGAAACAUGGUAUUGGUUAUAUAAAUUGUUGCUUAAAUUAAGUGUUUUGAAUUUAUAUCUGUAAUAAUUAUAUAAUAAUAAUAUUUAUUAAAAAUCACUUUUAAUAAUAAUAAUACUGAUAAUUUAAUACUAGUGUUUUGUGGUUUAAGAGUUUUAAAAUUUAAUGACUAUAAAAUUGUAUAUUUUUAUGAUAGAAAUAAAGUAAAAUAUAUACAUAUUUAUAUAAAGAAAA